This is a messenger RNA of Colossoma macropomum (tambaqui), 2754 nucleotides long. Its product is annotated as SLAIN motif-containing protein-like. The record is from RefSeq and is a predicted model, not a curated record. The coding region runs from base 433 to 2265 and encodes 610 amino acids. Gene Ontology annotation, biological process: positive regulation of microtubule polymerization; cytoplasmic microtubule organization; microtubule nucleation. NCBI's taxonomy places the organism in Eukaryota, Metazoa, Chordata, Actinopteri, Characiformes, Serrasalmidae. The transcript has 9 exons. Gene Ontology annotation, cellular component: microtubule plus-end.
GGGACGCAGGCAAGUUUACUUCAGAGCGGAUCGUCCUCGUUGCUCAAAAACGCGCUGUGUUCGAACUUGAAGCACUGCUGCCACCUGUUGUAUAAACAGUGCUAUUGCAGCUUUGGAGGACCAACACCGAGCACGCUACUCGAAGCGUCCAGCAGGCGGGGCUACAUCGCCAAGUAGGGCGCGCGGGCGACCGCAGUGGGCGGGAGCUGGAGUCUGAUUGGCUCAACUGGUGUCAGUCAAACUCUCCGCUCGAUAACAAACUGGCUGGUUAGCGAGAGGAGAGAAAGCUAACUAGCCGAGCAGCCGACGGUUGCUAGCCAGUCUCUCGCAUAGCAACGGGAGGCUGAUGAUCCAAUAACGUGUUUGGGUUUAAAUGUCGGAGCUGGGCCGCCGAUAACAGGAGACCUGGACGAACCUGGGCAGUGUGGGAGAAUGGUGGUUCCGGACAGUGGGAACGUGGUCCAGCAGGCAGACAAUGGCAGCACCAGCGGGCUCAUGGCGAGCGCAGAGCCGGGGUUCGAGGUGGAGCAGGACAUGGCCGAGGUGGAGCUGCAGGAGGUGCGCAAGCUGCAGGAGCUCGUGCGGCGACUGGAGGUUCAGAACCAAAGCUUGCGGAACAGAGGGAACAAACAUCAUCUCAGGGGCACCAACAGCAACAUAAACGAGAGGACACUGUGUGAAGAGAUCACGAGCUCUGCUGUCCAGCCCGAGGAUGGAGGCAGCCUCACGGGCAGAGACUUUGAGCGAUCCCCGCCUCACAGCAGCAGCAGUGAAGAUAUGUCUCCGCUCCCCGAAGCUGCGAGGCUGGAGGAUGAAGAGGAGGAGCCGGGACGGUUCUUGAGUCUUCCGUGUGGUGCAGGGCUGGAACAAACGCAGGGACAAACUCAGGCUAGUCCCUCUCCCAACAGCUAUGAUUCAGAGACGCUCGGCGGGAGCGACGUGGGCAUGGACCAGUCUGCUCUGGACGAGGUGGAUGUGCUCGACUUGGAGGACUGUGUUGAGGAUGAAGACAGCUGGUUGUAUGUGUCACCAAAGAAGCAGGUGCUGGCAGAGCAGGGCCCAGAGUCUCCACUGAAAUGGUGCAGGAAGGUGCUGGAUCACCCAAGUCCUGAGACUGAGGUGGCCUGCAGGACGCUCAUCAGCCGCCUGGACCAAACCUCGAGAUGGAGGAACGUGUACUGCAGCCCAUCUCAAAGCUCGGCAGGCUCAGCAGCUGAGGCUGGUUCCUCAGGCGCCCCUCUGCUCUCUCCUGGGUACCACAAAUCAACUAACAAAUCCCUACUAACCUGUGGCAGCUCAGGUUACGUGGGCAUGCACUCUGCACUGAGCUCACAAUCCUCCAUCGACAGUGAGCUGAGCACGUCAGAUGACUCCAUCUCUAUGGGCUACAAGCUGCAGGACUUGACCGAUGUACAGAUAAUGGCCAGGCUACAAGAGGAGAGUUUGAGGCAGGACUACGCCUCUAGCUCUGCAUCAGCCUCGCGGCGGAGCUCCACGGCCUCCCUGCAGUCUCUGAGACGGGGCACGCACAGCGAUCAGGAGUUCGACUCCUACAGCCUGGAGGAUGGCGAGGACGACUGCUCGUCUCUGCCCCAGCGUCUCCACCGCUACUCCCCUUCACCUCGCGCCUCGCCCCGCUGCCUGUCGCCCAGCACACUGGCUGAGUACAGCCGCCUGGCGGCACCUCGCACUCGCACACCCAGACGCUCCCUCCAAGGCUCCGGGCCAGAACUCUUCAAGUUCGCCAAGAGUGAGGAGGAGUUAAGGCACAGCAUGCCUAACUUGGCCCCGCGCACAAGCCUUCGUUCCUUGGAGGCAGUCAGAAACAGCCGCAGCAUGGAGGCUAACCUGCAAAGUUCAGGCAACCGCAUGUCCCGCCUGCCCCAGUCCCCCACAGGUGUAUCCUCUAGCCGAAUGAGAGGCAGUGGCCAGUCACCCCUCUCCUUGCGGGCUCCCAUGAAAGCUCUCAGCCCAGUGGGCUCCAUGGCUGCAGUUCGACAAAAUGCGAAAGGGCCCCCCGGAACUCAGGGAAGUCCUGCGGCAGGAGUGCGGAGAGUGCAGUCUCCGGGGCCUGCGAACGGAGGAGCUUACGCAGCAUGUAGGACUGCUGCCAUUGGGCCCAAGCAAACUCCAGGCAGAGGCGUGGCACCUGCAACACCUUCCUCCAGAGGCAGGCUUGCCCAGGCCCCAAGGAGUCGGUCUCUGGGAAUGACGAAGACCUGUGCUCCGAUCGCAGACGAUUCCUGGAAGGAUGGCUGUUACUGAGGCCUCCACCGUUCUCCCUCACUCUUUCCUAGAAAACAUCAAAAUCAAGUCACCGCUGCCUCUGAUAACACGGCAGAAUGGAUCCCCCUAAGAACCAGAAGGACACUAACACACUAAGCCCAGAACGUUUUACCACAGCAUGAAUCCUCUUACCCCACUGCCACGCUAGCCAGAGGAAAGAUGACGCAACAACUGCAAGAUUACAGUUUGCUUCUACAGACUGUUAAAUAAGUUGUGAUUAUUUUUGUUUUUAAAUGGUCGAUCUGCUUUAUUUUUAUGAUAACUGGAGAAGCUGCUGGAACAAUAGGCAUUUUAGUGUAUGUUGUCUCGUAAUAACAUGGAACAUCCGUUACGUUGUUUUAACUACUAAGUCUGGAAUUGAGUUCCUAGACCCUUUUUUUCCCCCCAAUAACUUGAAGUGAAUGCUGUGUAUUUGUUCUUCCAGGAAAUUAAAAAAAAGUGUAUGGUUUCCAUACGGACUGUUUCAAA